Messenger RNA from Trypanosoma grayi, 1983 nucleotides. Its product is annotated as putative inositol polyphosphate kinase-like protein. NCBI's taxonomy places the organism in Eukaryota, Euglenozoa, Kinetoplastea, Trypanosomatida, Trypanosomatidae. The record is from RefSeq and is a predicted model, not a curated record. Gene Ontology annotation, biological process: inositol phosphate biosynthetic process; phosphatidylinositol phosphate biosynthetic process. Gene Ontology annotation, cellular component: nucleus; cytoplasm. The transcript has a single exon. Gene Ontology annotation, molecular function: inositol hexakisphosphate kinase activity. Bases 1 to 1983 code for a protein of 660 amino acids.
AUGCAGCCAGAACCCAAGCAGUCCGCUAUUGAAGAAGCAAUACCAGUAGUGGUGGUAGUAGAGGCUUCCGCCUCUGCUGGGGGAAUUGUGUCGCCGUUCGUCACCUCGCCUGCAACGGAGGGGCCGCUAACUGCAGAAGCAGACGACGACGACGGCUACAAUUGCUCUGCCGAGCAGACGCCGCGCCAAGGCCCUGUCGGUAGUAGCACCAGCAACAGCAAGAGCAUUCUACCGUUGCCUGAAGAAGACGUGAAGGACUGCGCUUAUGUAAACAGACAGACACAUGGGGACCGUGAUACGAUGACCGAUCAAGAGGACUACUACUGCGACGACAACGACGAGGCGUGCAGCAGAAAGAUGAGCAGCGGUCACAGGGCCUCUGACAGCACCACAGUGAUGUCCCCGCAGUGGCGCCUGGCCACUCGCGACAAGGAUAUUUGGUCCUCACGCGAAGAGUUAGUAGAUGACGGACCUUCCAUCGACUCCCACCCGCUGCCGCGGUGCAACAGCGACAGCCUUAGCGCCACCGCGGAGCGACUGCGGCAGCUGGUGGUGUAUCGGAAUAGCAGCACCAGUAGCAAGGGGGUGAGCUACUCGCUCCCGGAUGGCGAGCGGGCCUCGGACCACGGCACUGGGUGGCGGCGGCGUCUGCUGCAGAAUCGCCCAGCGACGGUGCCUGCUCUGUCGUGCAGUGGCGGUCAUAAGGAAGGAGUAGCAGUAGCAGCAGUAGCGCCUGUUGGCGUCACGUCACGUGUUGCCAAUAACGGCCAGCGUCAGUCGGUUGGCGGCCACCACAUGACUAUCCUGCAAGAUGGUCUCUUCAUGAAGGAAUCGUGCUCGCGGCGUGAGGAACGCUUUUAUGAGGUGGUGCGGCCCGUGCAGGAGUACCUACAGCACCACCCGGGGCUUCUCGCCACGCUGGACCCCUCCGAUGACGAGGAUGGCACGGACGAAAGCGGCGGAGAUAGUAGCAGCAACACUGAAAGGCGUAGGAAAAAGAGCCAUGCGAAGCACGGUGACAAGCCACAGCAGAAACAGCAACAGGAACGGUGGCACUUGUGUAGAAGAGAAGGUGAUGGUGGUGGUGGUGGCAGCGCCAGCAGCAGCAGCAGUGGGGAUGUGACCCCUCUUAAGGAUAUCGGUGAGGUAGUGGACCCGAACGCGACUACAGCGGCGGUGGCGCCGACACCUGAUGAGCAGCGAUGGGCUGUGCUGCUCCAGCUCGUACCGUUCAUCCCGCGCUACUACGGCCUGCGACGCAUGUGCGUCUCCAGUGAUGAUGUGCUCGACGGGAUCGACCAGCGCGGCACGCCGCUCAGCACGUCGUGCAAUGGAGCAUCGGCGUACGGCGAGAUCCCCGCGCUUGCUGCCACCAUGAGGCCGUACGAGAGUAGGAAUAACAAUAGAAACAGCGGCGAGCGUCGUGUGCGGCAGCUGAUUGUGCUGGAGGACUUGUGCGGCGGCUUUGCACACCCGUGUGUGCUGGACAUCAAGAUGGGCAGCCGGCAGUACGGUCUCAACCCGAGCGAGGCGAAGCUGCGCAGCAAGGAGCGCAAGGCGGCGCUGUCGACGUCACUGCAGUACGGCGUGCGCCUCGCGGGGAUGAGGCGGUGGUGCGCCGACACGCACCAGUACGAGACGCGGUCGAAGAUCGCCGGCCGCCACCUCACGCUGGCGGAGCUGCGCGACACGGUGCGCCACUUCCUGCAGAACAGCGCGCGGCUGCGGCGGCACUUCCGCCGGCAGCUGCUUCGACUGCGCGGUGCCUUCACAAAGCAGAGUGUGUUCCGCUUCUUCACGUCGUCGCUGUUGCUCGUGUACGACGCGGACCGCCCGCUGCUGUCGGCGCGGGUCGUGAUGGUCGACUUCGCCUUCACGUACGAGCGCGACGAGUUGCUGCUCGGCGGCGACCCCGAGGCGGCGCAGGAGCACGACGUCGGCUACAUUAAGGCGCUCGACACGUUGCUCGACAUCCUCGCCUGA